Molecule: messenger RNA, 916 nt
Organism: Dissoconium aciculare CBS 342.82
Lineage: Eukaryota; Fungi; Ascomycota; Dothideomycetes; Mycosphaerellales; Dissoconiaceae
Exons: 1
Coding region: 152-631 (159 amino acids)
Source: RefSeq, a predicted model, not a curated record
ACCUGAUUCCACGCAAGAACAAUCUCGGAGAUGCAAUCAAGCACCCAGACCUGAGCCCGAUGAACAUGUUGACACGCGAAGAGGAAUUAUCUGGGUAAAAAUUGAUACGACCGACUCCAGAUCGUAUCACUGACGCAGUCAGUACCACAGAAUGAUGGAUUGGGAUACAGUCACGAUCGUGCCAGCACCAAUAGCGGUUCAACACCCACUAUUUAUAUCGAACAUUCCGGGAUAUUUGAACCGUGUCCCUAAAGACAUGGACUUCGCAGAAGAUCGAGCCUAUCUGGUAGAAGCUAUGCGGAAGCUGUCUACGGACGCCAGUAAUGUUGCAGACCUGCUUUCGAGCUCUUUCGAGCGACAGUUUUUCGAGCUCUCUCUUCGCAACAGGCACGUGAACAAUGAGUACUUUGAACUGAGGCUGGAAAACGUUGAAUUUCCCAAGAUGCUGGAAUUGAUCAGCUCAAUCUUUUCCUUUCCACGAAUAAGGAGAUGGAGCGUCAUUCUACGAUUUUGGAACCGAAGGCAUAACUCACGAAGAAGGUCAGAGGAAGUGAUGAGUGAUUUGAAAUGUAAAUGCUUUUCGACCCGAACAAUGCACCGUCUAAUGAUAUUCGUAGCUACAUCAAAGUAAUCGCGUAUCGACAUGAACCCUGAAUCCAAUCAUGAAGCGUUAUCCAUCAUGGCGGGCACGCUCUAGACGCAGUGGAUGGCACCGUCGGCGUGAGUGUGGCAGUUGGCAGGGAUGGCUGAGGUGGUGGCGGCAGUGGCAGCAGUGGCAGUGCUAGUAGCUGCAGUCGAGAUGGUGGCUGCACGCGAGGUGGUGGCAGCAGCAGCAGCACCUGAGGACGUAGAAGCGGCGGAGGAGGUGGCCGCAGGGGCAGCGGCGCUGCUUGUGGCACCGAGCUUACCGCUUGGA